AUGAAGAGAAUUAGUAAACAAAUACAAUCCAUUGGUAAAUAUCAAGGAUCAUGGAGAAGUUAUAAUACUUGUAUGAUUGAUAGAUCUCCCACCUCCGAUAAACAUCAUCAUUCUUCCUCUUCUGCUGGUAAUGUAACAACUCACACAAUUAAAGGUGCUGAUCAUAAGGAGCACAUGAUAAAGAAUCUGAUAACCUUUAAUCCAACGUAUCAUGGAAGUCAAGAAGGUUCUUCAAAGAAAACACAGGGUAGUGUUGAUUUGUCGACUGUUUAUGAUUUUGCCAAACAGCCUCCAUCUUCAAUUUCAUUGAAAAUGAUUAUGAAUUUUGGAAUGAAAUUGAACAAGCAAACACUUUUAACAUCAUCAGAUUGGUUGAAAGAAGAAUUGCCGAAAAGAUUGGGAAGACAGAUAAGACAAUUGGACAAUUUGCCGAAAGGUUUGAAUUUAAUGCCAUCUGUCAGACUUGUAAGAGAUUGGUAUAUGGCAUCAUUUAAUGAUUUAUACUAUAGUAAGAAACCUAAAACAUUUGAAGAAGAAUUGCAAUUUACCAAAAUGCUUGAAGGAGUUUAUACAAGACACAAUCCAACAUUAAUUAGCGUUGCUAAAGGUGUAAACGAAUUGAAAAGCAAAAUGAAGGAAUCUAUUUAUCUGAGUGAUGCUAACUUUGAUUUGGCAGAAUUUUCUGAACUUCAUCAAGCUUUGGAUGCCUUUUAUAUUAACAGAAUCGGAAUGAGAAUGUUAAUUGGACAACAUUUGGCAUUACAUGAGCAAUUGACCAAGCCAGUUAAAGAUUAUUCUGGGUUAAUUUGUAUGAAUACCAAUCCUUACAAGGUAGCCAAAGAUGCUGCUGAGGAUGCUGCUGAAUUAUGUAGAAUGACAUAUGGAGAUGCUCCAAGUAUUGAACUAAUUGGAAAGUUAGAUUUACAAUUCCCAUAUGUACCUUCCCAUUUGUAUUAUAUCUUCUUUGAAUUAUUAAAGAAUUCAAUGAGAGCUGUAGUUGAAAAUCACCAAAAGGCCAAACAUUUACCGAAAGUUCGAAUGGUUAUUGCUGAUUCUGCCGAUAAGGAGCAUAUUUCUAUCAAAAUUAGUGAUGAAGGAAUGGGUAUCCCCAGAAAGGAUUUGCACAAGAUUUGGUCUUAUUUGUAUACUACUGCAAAUGUAAUGGAUGAUGUCAGUAAGAUUGAAGAAUUCUCAGACAGUCAUGCACCAUUGGCUGGAUUGGGCUAUGGUUUGCCAUUAUCUAGAUUGUAUGCUAAAUAUUGGGGAGGAGAUUUGACUAUUCAAUCUUUGGAAGGAUAUGGUACAGAUGCCUACAUUUAUCUUCAUUGUCUUGGUGAUAAGGAAGAACCUUUACCUUAA
Molecule: messenger RNA, 1359 nt
Organism: Naegleria gruberi
Lineage: Eukaryota; Heterolobosea; Eutetramitea; Acrasida; Naegleriidae
Exons: 4
Coding region: 1-1359 (452 amino acids)
Biological process (GO): regulation of glucose metabolic process; protein phosphorylation
Cellular component (GO): mitochondrion
Molecular function (GO): pyruvate dehydrogenase (acetyl-transferring) kinase activity
Source: RefSeq, a predicted model, not a curated record